Drosophila rhopaloa is the source of this 589-nucleotide messenger RNA. RefSeq names its product lipopolysaccharide-induced tumor necrosis factor-alpha factor homolog. Gene Ontology annotation, molecular function: zinc ion binding. The transcript is spliced from 2 exons. The coding region runs from base 98 to 487 and encodes 129 amino acids. NCBI's taxonomy places the organism in Eukaryota, Metazoa, Arthropoda, Insecta, Diptera, Drosophilidae. The record is from RefSeq and is a predicted model, not a curated record.
UUUUGCCGUAGCUCCAUUUAGUGCCACGCCAGCCAUCAAAGCGAUCGGUUCAGUUCGUUGAGAAAAGCAGAGACUCCAGAAGGUAUACAUCAGAACUAUGGACAGCAAACAGCCUCCGCCGUACAGUGAGCAGCCCGGAUUCACGCCAGCUCAGACCUAUCAGCCCGGUGGCCCCACACAGCCACCACUCUACCCACCGAUGCCACAGCCGCCGCAGACCUCCACGGUGAUCAUCCAGACCACGACGACCUCCAACCUGGUGCCCAUCGGCGGCGGACCCACUCGCAUCCGCUGCCCCUCCUGCCACGCCGAAGUCCUGACCACCGUGAAGAGCACUCCCUCCGGCAGGACGCACUGCUGGGCCCUCGUCCUGUGCCUGUUCAUCUGCUGGCCUUGCGUGUGUCUUCCGUAUUGCAUGGACUCCUGCCAGAAUGCCAACCACUACUGUCCCAACUGCAGUGCCUACAUCGGCACCUACGAGAACUAACGUCUAUUUAUGCAUACCUACUUAUAGAGAUCCCCGAACAUUACCUUCAUAUUCCAGCGAAAUUUAUCUGUAAAUAUACUUGUACGACAGUCACACAUUAAA